Molecule: messenger RNA, 966 nt
Organism: Aspergillus caelatus
Lineage: Eukaryota; Fungi; Ascomycota; Eurotiomycetes; Eurotiales; Aspergillaceae
Gene: encD
Product: Fe(2+)/2-oxoglutarate-dependent oxygenase encD
Exons: 4
Coding region: 1-966 (321 amino acids)
Molecular function (GO): dioxygenase activity
Source: RefSeq, a predicted model, not a curated record
AUGUCUUCGACACAAGGACUCCCCAUCCUCGAUUUCUCUGCAUUUUACGGCGAUAGCCCCAACGCUAAGGCCAAGCUGGUAGAACAGGUGCGUGAGAGCUGCCUGCACAAUGGCUUCUUCCAGAUCACCGGGCAUCGCAUUCCGCUGGAACUACAACGCCGUGCAAUGGACUGUUCGAAGCGUUUUUUCAGCCUCCCGCUCGAAGAAAAACUGAAAAUCGAUAAAAGGAACAAUACGUUUAACCGCGGCUAUGAGCUUCUUCAAUCUCAGAUGAAUGAGGCAGGCGCCAGUCCAGACCUAAAGGAAGGCUUGUACAUUGGGCGGGAGAUUCCUACAGAUCACCCUUACUUUCUUCAGAGGCUCCUAAACAGUGGCCCCAACCAAUGGCCCGACGCAAUUCCUGAUCGUAAGGAGUUCCAGCAAAGUACGAUGGAGUAUUAUCACGCUGUUUUUGACCUCGCAAAAGAUAUCAUGGCUGUCCUAGCACUCACCAUGAAUCACAACGAAACAUACUUUGAGCCUCUUACAGAUGGCGCCGUAGCAACACUGCGAUACCUGCAUUAUCCACCACAACCCAAGGUGGUGGAAGAGAGGCUGCGGGGGAUCGGUGCUCACACCGACUUCAGUUGCAUUACACUGCUGCUACAAGAUGAAGUUAGUGGGCUCCAGGUACUAGACAUGCCAACCGAUGAGUGGAUUGAUGUUCAGCCAAUACCUGGGGCAGUGAUCAACAGCUCGGGUAGUGAUCGCUACUCUAUCCCAUUUUUCUUCACCGGGAAUCCAAAGUUCGUAUGCAAAUGCUUGCCUGGAUUCCAGGAAGAUGGUGAGCCUGCUAAAUACCUCCCUGCAACCGUUCAAGAGGUGGUGUCAUCGUCGUACAAGGAGACUUUUGCGAGGGCCACGAGAUACAAGGCCGAGAUACAGAAAAAGUUACAAAAUAAUGUAGGUGAAGAGGUCGCUGCCUAA